GCAGCACCGAGGACCGUAGUUUUUGCUGUACAUGAAGAAGUGAUGGAUUGAGUUGUCGUUGUGGCAGCACCAAACACAUUGACAGAUGGUGUGGAAACCAGACAGACAAUGGCAUUCAACAGCAGAAAAGCAACACCGAACUCAAACUUGAACCGCGAUUCAACUCAACUCCGAGUUAUUACAGCCUCAGGUUUCAUAGGAGAGUUACUAUGUUCCUACCCAAUUUCUUCUGCAAAAGUCUGGCCUCUCAGGAUUGAUAUCUUCGAGAGGCACUCUGCAUCUAAGCCUUGGUGUUGUUACUCCUGU
Molecule: messenger RNA, 306 nt
Organism: Linum tenue
Lineage: Eukaryota; Viridiplantae; Streptophyta; Magnoliopsida; Malpighiales; Linaceae
Source: the annotation of a GenBank genome assembly